AUGUCUGGACGGUCGUCGACUGGACCUGAUACGCCUACUCCUGGCCCGCCUUAUACUCAUUCGCAUUCUAAUUCGACGACGACGGUUACGGCACCGACUCCGCCCCCGCAUACGACCCAGUUUGUUCCUCAGCAACCGCAGCCGGCGUACAACCGUUCUCCGCUGAUUCUAGCGCAGAUGGCAGCUGCACAGUCGCGCUUAGCAGCGUCCGGUAACACCAAUGCCGCCAAUCCCACUCCCAAUGGGAACGCCAAUGUCCACCCGCAGAGUAGUCAGUAUAUGACGGCCGAGUCCCCUGAUCAUUUGUCUACUGGGCAGAGUAGUACAGGCUCGGUAUCGCCGAACAGGUCAGCGGGAGAUUCGAGUGGAAGUUCGCCUACGCCUUCGUCUAAUGGGUAUUCUACGUCUAUUUCGAGGUCGCCGUCGCCUGCUUCGCCGUCUUCGCAGCCUACUUCACCGCCGAGGGGACAUCAUCAUCCAGGACAUCUUGGCCAUCAUCCGAGUCAUUUGGGUCAUCAGCAGAAUGGGAAGGUUAAUGUGAAUGUUGGAGUUGUGGGUGAGGAAGAUGCGGGUGUGGAGGGGUUUGCGACGUCGUUUUCGGCGUUGACUGUUAGAGAGGAGGGGGAUGGGGAGGGGCAUCAUCCCCAUCAUCAUAUGGGUGUGGUGCCCGCGAAGGAGUACUUGAUUGAGGGAGUCGGAGAUGGUGGGCGCUAG
Coprinopsis cinerea okayama7#130 is the source of this 714-nucleotide messenger RNA. RefSeq lists its product as hypothetical. The transcript is spliced from 2 exons. Bases 1 to 714 code for a protein of 237 amino acids. Lineage: Eukaryota; Fungi; Basidiomycota; Agaricomycetes; Agaricales; Psathyrellaceae. The record is from RefSeq and is a predicted model, not a curated record.